UAUGCGUCGCCACGUUCUUCCCGGACGUCCGACGUGCUGACGCAUAUGCGGGUCAUUGGCUGCCUUCAGUGGUGCCCCACCCAUCGACCUGGACUAGCGGUGGGAGAAUAACGGAAGGCUACCGUGUCGCUCGAACCCCACUCUCCCGGAAAAGGAGCUCCUGAGUAGCCCCGCCCUCCACCUGCCUCGGCCCGUCUUCCCUGCUUGGCCGGAGGGCUCCUGACGACAGAUCCACCAUGUCUUACGGGAAGACAGACGCCUAUCACUCGCAGCCACGGGACUUUGGCUCCCUCAUUCAGACAUGCAGCGUGAACAUCCUGAAGAUCACGCAGAACACUGCCCAGAUUAAGAGCAUGUUGUACCAGCUUGGGACAAAGCAGGACACUGCUGAACUGCACGACAAGCUGCAGCAGGUACAGCACCAUACCAACCAGCUGGCCAAGGACACCAACCGGUACCUGAAGGAACUGGGCUCCCUGCCGCAGCCAUCCUCCCCCUCAGAGCAGCGUCAGCAGAAGAUCCAGAAGGAUCGCUUGAUGAACGACUUCUCUGCUGCGCUCAACAGCUUUCAGGUGCUGCAGCGACGGGCAGCAGAGAAGGAGAAGGAGUCAGUGGCUCGUGCCCGGGCCGGGUCCCGCCUCUCUGCCGAAGACCGCGAUGAACAGCUUGUCUCGUUUGAGAAUGAUGACUGGGGCCAGCAGGGCCAGGCCCAGACAGAGGAGCCCCCUAUUACUGAGGAGGACCUGGAGCUCAUCAAGGAACGGGAGACCAGCCUUCGCCAGCUGGAGUCGGACAUAUUGGAUGUGAACCAGAUCUUCAAGGAUUUAGCCGUGAUGAUCCACGACCAGGGAGAAAUGAUCGACAGCAUCGAGGCCAACGUGGAGAGCGCAGAGGUCCACGUGGAGCGGGGCGCGGAGCAGCUGCAAAGGGCAGCUUACUAUCAGAAAAAGUCCCGCAAGAAGAUGUGCAUCCUAGCCCUGGUGCUGUCCUUGGUCGUCGCCAUCCUGGCUCUCAUUAUCUGGCUGGCCGCUAAAUGAGGCCAAACCUGCCGUCUCUGUCCCCGGAGGAGUGGGCUGGCCUGGGGGGGGGCUCCUCCUCCUGGUGCUGUCCCAUUAGAACCACAGUGAUUCUCUUAUGUAUUUAUACCCCCUGAAGGAGAUGAUGGUAAAAAUGAGCUUUGGGCUGUAAUUAGACAUUGCCCCCCCCCCCCCCCCCCCCCCCCCCCCAUCAGUCCCACCUACUUACUGCACUAACACUAAACUGUAUGUAUUUCACUUUGAAAACAGAGUUGUCUUCUAUUGGUGCAGGUGUGUGUUUUGCAGGAGAAUAUUUGUCUGUGACUGUCCGUCUGGUUCUCAUGUGUGUUGGAGACCUGCAUCCCUCGGUUCGGGCCUAUAUUAGCCCUACAUAUUAUACGUUUGAACUUUAGGUUCAAAUGAGUGACGCAUUUCAAUUAUGACAUUUGAUUUUAUUAUCAAAUGUAAUGGCUCUGGGACGCACUCCAGUGACGCAGUGCUUUGAAAUCUGUUUAAUAGUGGUAAAUAUGAGUGCUAGAACAAAGCUGGCUGUCGCUUUGAUAUUUUUACUUAAUUUAUGUUAUCCUACUUUUUAGAAAAAGCUACACAUAAUGUGAAAGUAAGGGUAUGCUUCUUCACUUUAACCCAUUAAUAUAAUAGAAUGUAAUGUACUGAAGAGCGAGUCUGGGGGCAGGAAUGCAGUGGCACGUCCUGUAACUGGCCGCUGGGUGAGCGUGGCACGAUGCUUGCUGUCAGCCUGGUAAAAAGGGUUUUUAAUAAAACAUUCUUCAUUAUGGAGCUUUA
Molecule: messenger RNA, 1820 nt
Organism: Brienomyrus brachyistius
Lineage: Eukaryota; Metazoa; Chordata; Actinopteri; Osteoglossiformes; Mormyridae
Product: syntaxin-12-like
Exons: 10
Coding region: 237-1037 (266 amino acids)
Biological process (GO): vesicle fusion; vesicle-mediated transport; intracellular protein transport
Cellular component (GO): SNARE complex; synaptic vesicle membrane; endomembrane system
Molecular function (GO): SNAP receptor activity; SNARE binding
Source: RefSeq, a predicted model, not a curated record